GCGGGGAUGCGCCCCGCGCCGAGCUGGUUCAGCUUCUUUCUUCUUCCGCACGGCCGGGGUUUCCGCUUCCCUCCCGGGCGCGGGGAGAGAGGGAGGCAGCCCGCGCCUCAGUCCUGCGCCGCCGCCAUGUGGCCCCCGGAUCCCGACCCGGACCCCGAGCCCGCGAGCGACUCCCGGGCCGGCGCCGCGGUCCCCGGGCUGCGCGCGCUGCUGCCGGCCCGCGCCUUCCUCUGCUCGCUCAAAGGCCGCCUCCUGCUGGCCGAGUCGGGUCUCUCCUUCGUCACUUUCAUCUGCUACGUGGUGUCCUCAGCAUCCGCCUUCCUCACAGUGCCUUUGCUGGAGUUCCUGCUGGCCCUCUACUUCCUCUUUGCUGAUGCCAUGCAGCUGAAUGACAAGUGGCAGGGCUUAUGCUGGCCCAUGAUGGACUUCCUGCGCUGUGUCACUGCUGCCCUCAUCUAUUUCGUCAUCUCCAUCACAGCUGUCGCCAAAUACUCGGAUGGGUCUUACAAAGCAGCCGGGGUUUUUGGCUUCUUUGCCACCAUUGUGUUUGCAGUUGACUUCUACUUGAUCUUCAACCAAGUGGCCAAAUUCCUCAAGCAAGGAGACUCUGCUGGCACAGAGGAAACCACAGCCCACAGGGCAGAAGAGGAGAAUUCCGACUCCGACUCUGACUGAGGGCCUGCUCACCUGGCAACCUGAGCCACCUGGGGCUCUGGCACCUGCACCUUCCUGACACAGCUGCUGGAAGCCUGGCCAGGGACACUGUGUGAUGGGGGGAGGCUGCCCACCUGGGCCUUCCCACAGGUUCCAUCCUCAGCCCAACAUUUAAGACUGCACCCUCUGGCUUGGCACAGCUAACCCACUCCGUGUGCCGGACAUCUUGGAUACCCUACUUCUCCCCUUUUCUGUCACACAGACCUUAAGCCCUUUAACCCUGCUGCCAAGAUCAAGAAUGGGAAUACAACAGCGGGCCUCAGUAUCCAGCCUGCCACACCACACAGCUUGUGCUGCAAGGUUGGGCAGGGUGGGGGACGCCUGCGUCUCACUAAUAGCCCCUACAGUCUCUUCUGCAUGGGUGCCACUGCUUAUGCUGGCACUUUUUGAGUACAACACUUCUAGGAAUCUUGGUUCCAGGAGCAAAAGCAGGGAGAAACUGACCUUGACCUUACUGUCUAGGCAUGGGUCUCAGCACCCACACCUGACACCUCACACCCCAGAAACCACAUCUUCUUCAGAUGAGAUGACUAGUCUGGGUCUAAGACUAUUUCAGAGAAGAGCUCAUAGACUCACUGGCUAGGGCCAGUAGGCAGAGGGAGCCAGUCAGUGACUGUGGCUCGGCAGCUGGGCGGGCCCAGCUAAGCCUUUUCCUCUUCCUGAAGGCCAGAGUUCUCAGGAUCCUGAAGGCCAUGUGCUUCCUUGUGGAUACCAACCGCCUCCUGAGAGAUGAGACAAGCCUUCUGCAUCCACCUAAGGACUUAUAUUUCUUAUGUAUCUUUGAUAGGUUUUGUAGCUUUUUAUAGUUGUUUUUUUAUAUAUAUAUACACACAAAAGCAGCUUAACAAAUGAUACUUUCUGUGACCGAAGAGGCCCUAUGAAUGAGCCGGAGUUCUGGGCCCAUGUUUUGGGCAUUUGUUACUUUAUUCUUGCAUGUGAAUCUCCUACCCUGAAAAAGCCAUAAUGGAUUAAACCAGACUGACUACCUA
Molecule: messenger RNA, 1703 nt
Organism: Chinchilla lanigera (long-tailed chinchilla)
Lineage: Eukaryota; Metazoa; Chordata; Mammalia; Rodentia; Chinchillidae
Gene: Cmtm3
Product: CKLF-like MARVEL transmembrane domain containing 3
Exons: 5
Coding region: 7-675 (222 amino acids)
Cellular component (GO): membrane
Source: RefSeq, a predicted model, not a curated record